AUGGAGGUAAACGCUGGAAAACGUGAGGAAUCUAUUAAUGCGUCAUCGACAAUCGAUUUGAAACCGGACACCGAACUCGGCGAAUUUCGCGUCGUUCGAUUCAUUGCCAAAGGAUCUUAUGGAGCCGUGUACGAAGCGCGAAAUUCGCACGGUGACGCGUUCGCGUUGAAAAUCGAGGACAGAAAUGCAAAAACGAGAAAUCUUAAAAUGGAAAUUGUGGUUUUGCGAGAACUUCAGAAGCUCAAUUCUCCAUAUUUUUGCAAAUUGUUUUUAGUGGCCUCUUGUAAAUCAAAAUCCAUUAAUUUGAUGGUUUUCAGCUUGUUGAAUAAAACUUUAACGGAUAUUCGUCAAUCACUACCAAAUCGAAAAUUUCCAAUUUCAUGUGCUCUGUCGAUUAGCGAGGAAUGUCUUAGCGCCAUUCAGCUAUUGCAUGGUGUUGGAUAUCUCCAUCGAGACAUAAAGCCGACAAAUUUUUGUGCGGCUCUUCAAUCCCGACAAAUCGUUCUAAUCGACUUCGGAAUGUGCCGAAAAUUUUUGGAUUCAUCCGGAAACCUUCGACAUCCCCGAUGGCAUACACAGUUUCGCGGCACACUUCGAUUCGCCAGUGUCGGUGUUCAUGAAGAUCGCGAAUCCUGCCGCCGUGACGAUUUGGAGUCGUGGUUUUACGUGGUUGUUGAAAUGAUUGUUGGCACAUUACCGUGGUUUACUAUGGAAGAUAACGCCGCUAUCUACAUGUGCAAGAAGAAAGCAAGAACUGCAGGUCUUAACGAGUUUCUAUCGGGUUGUCCAAAAGAGCUUUUGCAUAUAAUAAUGUACAUAGAUAGUAUCGCAUACUAUGACACCCCCGACUACCCCGUAAUUCGCAGCUUGCUGAGAGAAGCAUCAUCAAAAGAGCGUAACAAUUCUCAAGACUGGGACUCAAUUGAUAAUGCGUUGAAGUGA
Messenger RNA from Caenorhabditis bovis, 942 nucleotides. The record is from the annotation of a GenBank genome assembly. NCBI's taxonomy places the organism in Eukaryota, Metazoa, Nematoda, Chromadorea, Rhabditida, Rhabditidae.